Molecule: messenger RNA, 1599 nt
Organism: Anopheles maculipalpis
Lineage: Eukaryota; Metazoa; Arthropoda; Insecta; Diptera; Culicidae
Product: putative fatty acyl-CoA reductase CG5065
Exons: 4
Coding region: 4-1599 (531 amino acids)
Biological process (GO): long-chain fatty-acyl-CoA metabolic process
Cellular component (GO): peroxisome
Molecular function (GO): alcohol-forming very long-chain fatty acyl-CoA reductase (NADP+) activity
Source: RefSeq, a predicted model, not a curated record
GCUAUGGAUGACGGACGCAAGAUGAUGACGAUGCUCCCGGAGGACGUGGCAUCGUCCAGUAUCGCCCAAUCGUAUGCCGGCCGUUCGAUCUUCAUUACCGGUGCGACCGGUUUCAUGGGAAAGAUCAUGGUGGAAAAGCUCCUACGCGACUGUGGCGAUAUACGCUGCAUCUAUUUGCUGAUACGCGCCAAGAAGGGUAUCGAUCCGGCCCAGCGCAAGGAGGAGUACGUGAAAAAUAUUGUGUUCGAUCAGGUGCGCGAGCAGUACGGUGAGCGGUUGGAAAAGAUACGGCUCAUCCGGGGUGACAUCCUGAGCGAAGGGCUCGGUCUGAGUGAGGAGGACCACCGAGAGCUGGUGGACAACGUGGAGAUGGUGUUUCACUGUGCUGCGAACGUGCGGUUCGAUCAACACAUCCGCCAAGCGGUAGACAUCAACCUGAACGGAACGAUACGCGUACUCAAGCUGGCGGAAAAGAUGCGCAAGCUGGUAUCGUUCAUACACGUAUCCACCUCGUACUGCCAGUGCAAUGAGGCGGUACUGGAAGAGAAGCACUAUCCCGCGCCACAAAAUCCGGAAGGCAUCUCGAAGAUGGUCGGUCUGCUCGAUGACGAUAUUUUGGAUCUCAUAACGCCAAGACUGCUCAACAACCUGCCAAAUACGUACGCUUACACGAAAGCACUCACAGAGGAUAUGGUGUACCAGUACCGGGGCAAGUUGCCGAUCGCCAUCGCCCGACCCUCGAUCGUGACGGCCGCCAUGAAGGAACCGCUGCCGGGCUGGGGCGAAGGUACCAACGGACCGACCGGACUGCUGAUCGGUGCCGGGCGUGGUGUGAUCCGCAGUAUGCACUGUAACGGCGAAUAUCUUGCCGACUUUAUGCCCGUCGACAUCACGAUGAACGCCAUCAUCGCGAUCGGCACGGAGCGCAUGAAAGAUCCGCGCAAGGACGAAGUGAUGUACUACAAUCUUGCCUCGUCGGCAGAAAAUCCGAUCAGCUGGGGCGAGGUGCUCGAGAUGGGACGCAGCGUGCUGAACGAUAAUCCGUUCUGCUUCGCGCUUUGGUAUCCGGACGGUUCGAUCAAGUCAAACUACCUCUACCAUCUUCUUUGCGUCAUCUUUUUCCACUACUUGCCCGCCUAUUUGAUAGACUUUUUGCUCGUGCUGCUACGCCGGAAACCAUUUUUGGUGAAAGUACAAAAAAGGAUAUCAGCCGGACUGACAAUACUCCAGUACUAUACAACGAAAGAGUGGAUAUUCCGGUGCGACAAUGCGAAAUCCUUAUACCAACGGCUUUCGCAAGACGAUCGAAAACGGUUCUACUUUGACGUGACGGAAAUUGACUACCAGACCUAUCUGUACGAUUUCAUCCUCGGUGCCCGGAAAUAUAUCCUAAAGGAAGCUCCCGAAACAUUGCCACAGGCGCGCAAACUACUCCGAAAGCUCUACAUCAUGGACAAGAUGGUGCAGAUUGGACUGUACGUGUUCGGGCUGUGGUUAUUCUGGACGUACCUCGAGGUAAUAACCGGUUCGAUACAGUACGUUUUUGACACGGCCAUCGUUGGUCUGCGAGGAAGUUCGUCCGUUCGACAGGGACUUUGA